AGCCGGAGGGCGAGUCCCAGACGCAGCGCUCGGAGGAGAGAGGGACCCGCCACCCGCAUGGCCCCCGCCUGCUGUCCUGCCGGAGCCCUGAUGCUCGCGUACGCGGGCCUGCUGGCCGCCGCCGCGGGCCUCGGCUCCCCAGAGCCCUGCGCGCCCUCGGGGAGCCGCGCCCGCGAAGAGCCGCCGCCCGGGAACGAGCUGCCCGCGGGGUCGGCCGCCAGCCCGCAGGAGCCCCCCGUGGAGCAAGUGCGCGGCAUCGAUCCGCGAGAUGCCUGGAUGCUCUUCGUUAGGCAGAGUGACAAGGGCGCCAACAGCAGGAAGGGGAGCAGAGGCAAAGCCAAGAAGUUGAAGCUCGGCCUGCCAGGUCCCCCAGGGCCCCCCGGCCCCCAGGGCCCCCCGGGUCCCAUCACCCCACCUGAGGUCCUGCUGAAAGAGUUCCAGCUGCUGCUGAAAGGCGCGGUGCGCACACGCGAGUGCACGGAGCCUGAGCCCCGCCCGCGCGGCCCCGCCGCGGUGCCGGCCGUCCCCGCGGAGGACGAGGAGGACGAGGAGGAGGAGGAGGCGGCGGCGGCGGGGGGCGCGGGCGUGCUGGCGCUGCUGGCUGCGCCCCUGGCCCCGGGUCCACGGGCGCCGCGCAUCGAGGCCGCCUUCCACUGCCGCCUGCGCCGGGACGCGUCGGUGGAGCGGCGCGCGCUGCACGAGCUCGGCGUCUACUACGUGCGCUGGCGGAGCAGACGAGACGGGCGCCGCCGCGCCCCCGGGACCGCCUGCGCCUGCUCAUCUGCAUCCAGUCCCGGUGCCAGCACCACGCCUCCCUGGAGGCUGUCAUGGGGCUGCAGAGCAGCAGCGAGUUCUUCACCAUCUCGGUCAACGGCGUUCUGUAUCUGCAGGCGGGGCAGUACACCUCCGUCUUCCUGGACAAUGCCAGCAGCUCCUCCCUCACAGUGCGCGGUGGCUCCCACUUCAGUGCUGUCCUCCUCGGUGUAUGACCGGCCACCCCAGGCUCUCCCUCUCGCCAGGCAAACGGAGCAGGAGUGCGAACAAUCUCGGGGCCGUGGCGGAGUGGCGGGGGCCACACGCAGGAGGGAGGCCGCCGAACUGCCCACACUGGCCACCGCAGUUCAACCCAGAGAUGCCACUACAGGCAGCCCGGGGAGGUGACACGCAAACUGGCAGUCCCAGACUGGGAAUGAUUUCAGGAUGCCAGCUUAAGUUAAAGGGGAGACGUUUCAGUGUGCCCAGGAGCACGUGCUUUGUCCCUCCCCAGCUGCAGACCUGGGCCCCUCCUGGCCCCAGUGGCCCCGGCAGCCUCAGCUUUGUUGCUGUGGCCCAGCCCCACCUUUUCCAUCUUUCUUAGUGUUCUCACGGGCUGCCUGCUGGGAGUGCCAGGACGGAGGGCAGAGGCCGCCCAGCCUGCCUGGUCCCCACCUGCCCCUCUCCCAGCCCUGCCUUUAGCCUGCAGGGACCACGGGGCCCAAGCCUCUCCUUGUGGCCCUGGGGCAUAGCAGCCUCAGGCACCAGAGAGACACUGGAUGGGGGCUGACAAGGGACAGUGACAGUCUGGAGCUGUUUUCACUUGUGACAUGUGCAAGGUCACUUGCACGCUCACCCAGCCUUUCCACAUAGGAGCUGCACCCUCCCCCUCCGUCACAGACCCUCUCGUGGAUGAGGGCCCCUUGCCCACCCCCUUGUGGCCCCUGGCUCACUGCUCAGAUCCACCCACCAGAUGAAAGGGCUAGAACACCCUUGCAGGUCAGGGGCGGCCAGGCCCUGCCUGCCCAUCUGCACGGAUGAAGCGGACGCUUCCCACAAGCUGACAGGCUCUCGGUGCCCAACUGCAGCCUAGCCCCGCUGGGUCCAUCCAGCUCUGGGGCUCUUGAAAGAAUCUUCCCCACGGGGGUGGGAAUACGGCCCCAAGCUCAGAUGGGUGUCCUGAGAAGACCAGGUCCCAAGUCCUUCUGUGCUGCUGCAGCAGUGAUGGGAUGCGGGUAGCAGUGGUGAUGGGGGUCUGGGAGUUGCUGCAAUUUCUUUCAAGGUGCAGGGCCCCCGCUGCCUGCUGAGGAAGUUACCCAACCCUGUACCUACACACAAAACAGGCUACAGGAACAGGGUACCAUAAGAUGUCCUGGGGGCCAAGCUGGUCUGGCAAGCCAUUGCCCCCUUCUCAGGCCUGGGAGAGAAGGGGGCAAUGGCUGCAGUCACCUCUCACCGUAACCUUCUAGCUGGCCUUGGGGUGAGCAGGUGACUGUGGCCAGGCCUAGCUGAUGCCCCGGAGCCCUAAGCUUCCAGCGCCACAGUCAGGCUCAGACAUUUCCCUCCCAGCCAGGGGACCCGCAGGCGCAAUGCACACAAACCACCACUCUGUGCCCUUUGGCAGCCCUGGCACAGUUCUCAGUAGGACUCGUACCCGCCCUACCAGGAAGUGCGAGCUGGCCGGCGUCCUGCCUGCCCAUGCUCUCUGAUAAGGGAUGGUGUGGCCACGCCCUUUUCUGGAUUUCACUUUGUAUCCAGAUAUUUUAGAGAAGCUUUUACCCUUGAAAAACCCACAGAUGUCUUUCAUUUUCUCAAUAUGAGUGUGUCACACAGCAAUUUACUGAAGUAUUUAUUGUAUAAUAUUGUCAGGUGGAAUAUAUAUAUAUAUAUAUAUAUACACAUAUAUAUAUAUACACACAUAUAUAUAUAAACUGACUUUUGAGAAUUAUUUUAUGUGAUUAUACAAAAUUAUAGAAACAAAGGGCAGACCUUAAAAUAUAGAGUCUUAGUCAUUUAGGCCAGGCUCACCAAGGACAGAGGAGUGAGCUCUGGGAGGGGAGGUGGAAGGAUGUUUCCAGCCCACUGGGCCCUCAGACCCAUGGAGAAGGUGGCAGGGAGAGCCCGUCCAGGGAAGCCCAGCACCAAGCCUCUCCCAGCUCUAGGACACUAGCGGUCUGGGGAUUAGGGAUACAUGGUCAAAGACUGGUGCCUUGUUUGCUGUAAGAAAAUGUUUAUUGAAUAAAUUGUCCCACUUCCCAAUUCUGAGACGCUGAGGUUC
This is a messenger RNA of Delphinapterus leucas (beluga whale), 3031 nucleotides long. NCBI's taxonomy places the organism in Eukaryota, Metazoa, Chordata, Mammalia, Artiodactyla, Monodontidae. The record is from RefSeq and is a predicted model, not a curated record.